GUCUCAUUUAAAGGAGGGCCCCAGGUACUGGAAUCUUGAAAAAGUGACUUCACUUCCUUGGUGAUAGGCUUCAACAGAACUUAGAACUCUGGUAACCAGGUGCCCACAUUCUAGAGAUGGCCUGCUUUCCAGCUCACUUGCCCAGAGUCAUUCUAGAGAGCAAAAUGUUCUGUUGCUGUAUCCCCAUUUUCAGGAUAUGUGGGCUUAAGAAAGCCCAGAGUGAGAAACCUUUAUGUCACUGUAGACAUCAGCUCGGCCCUCAUCUCCGAAGCUGUUGGUCAUUUGGCAGGAGGCGCUCACAGAGCUUCACCCAGGAUAUCUUUGAGGAGCUGGUCCAUGGUUUCAACUACUGCAGCACCCUAGAUAAGUGUCAGGUGCAGAAGGAUACCAAGAAUCAGUGCUGCUCUGAGGAAUCAACCCUGUCCCUGGAUGAGGCCUGUACAAUGCUGAAGCUCAAGGAAGGCACAAUGGAAGAUAGUGUACAGUCCCUGCUACAAUCACCUUUCCAGGAUAGAAACACCUCAAACAUCACAACCAUUUUCUGCAUAUACCAGGUGUUCCCCAUGGCCCAAUUAGUCCUGGGACAGCAGUUCAAAAACACCCUCUCUCCCAUCUUGAGUACAUGGCCUGACCAGAAAUUGCAGGAUACCUGGCAGUCUCUGAAUUUUACCAGUUUCAAAGUAAAGACAGCCUAUGUGGAUAUGAAGCUGCAUGACUGGAACCUGAAGAACCACACCGCCCUUAUCCUGGUGCAUCAGGAAACUCUGGAGCCCACUGAGGCAGAGUCAGAUGUGCCAGCCCCAGGGCUCCUUCCAGUUGCAGAGCCAGAAAAGGGGUCUACUAUGGAACUAGAGACAGCACCAGUUAUGUUUCAACCAUCAUCUCAAGUGUCAGAGCCAGCAUCACCUCCAUCAGCUGUUCCAGAACUGGAACAAGUGUUAACAUCUUCUUCAGCAUAUGUGCCAGGUCCACAGCUACAAUCAGCUCAAUCAUCAGCUUUACUUAGAAUUUUAACUCCAGCUCUAAAAAUAGAGACAGAGCCAACUCCAGUGCCAGAGCCUUCCUGCCACUGGCAUGUAACCCCAAAGAACCAGCUGAAUGAGGAGAAGCCCAGCCUCAUGGACUUCCCUCCCAAGCUGGUGGCAGAGCAGCUAACGUACAUAGAUGCGGAGCUGUUCAAGAAGGUGCUGCCUCAUCAGUGCCUGGGCUCCAUCUGGUCCAAGCGGAAUAAACCUGGUAAUGAGCACCUGGCACCCACAGUCUGUGCUACCGUCACCCAAUUUAACAGUGUGGUCAACUGUGUCAUCACCACCUGCCUUGGAAACCCAAGAAUGAUAGCCCAGGACAGGGCCAUGGUGGUGGAGCACUGGAUAAAGGUGGCCAAGGCCUGUCAAAUCAUGAGGAACUACUCUUCACUGCAUGCCAUCCUCUCUGCUCUGCAGAGUGCCUCAAUUUACCGUCUGAAGAAGACAUGGGAGAGAGUUUCCAGGAAGAGCUUUCAAAAAUUUAAAAAGCUGUGCACUGAAGAUAACCCACAGAGAAGGGAACUGCUCCUGAAGGAGUGGCCAUCUAAAUGGGCCACCCUGAUGAUGAGCCUCCAGAGAGCCCAGAAAAGGCUGCAGAAGAAGGGUGUUGUCCCCUUCCUUGGCACUUUCCUCACUGACAUGGUGAUGCUGGACACUGCAAUGAAGGACUAUCUGAAGGGAGAUGAGAUCAACCAUAAGAAAAAAACUAAGGAAUACAAAGUAAUGAAAGAGAUCAUGCUCCUCCAGGUGGCUGCAGAUAACUACACUCUAGAACCGAAGGAGGAGUUUAGAGCCUGCUUCCAGGCUGUGGAGCGACUCAGUGAGGAUGAGAGCUACAUCCUGUCCUGCCAGCUGGAGCCCCAAUCCUAGCUGACCAGUGAAACUCAAGAACAAGAAGAAUUGGCCACAAUCAAGCUCAGGACUGAGUGAAUGUCCAGUGAUAGUGCAACCUUUCCUCAGCAGCUUGGACACUUGCUGUGAUGAACCCCAUCUCCUUGACACUUCUUCCUCCCAUCUAUUUACCUACUUGGAGUGGCAAUAUUUAUCUUAAAUAGUAAAAGCUAGAUUUGAAUAUUAUUAUAUUAAAGCCUUCUUUUAUAGCCCA
This is a messenger RNA of Acinonyx jubatus (cheetah), 2130 nucleotides long. Its product is annotated as ral guanine nucleotide dissociation stimulator-like. The record is from RefSeq and is a predicted model, not a curated record. Bases 117 to 1895 code for a protein of 592 amino acids. Lineage: Eukaryota; Metazoa; Chordata; Mammalia; Carnivora; Felidae. The transcript has 13 exons. Gene Ontology annotation, molecular function: guanyl-nucleotide exchange factor activity. Gene Ontology annotation, biological process: Ras protein signal transduction; positive regulation of GTPase activity. Gene Ontology annotation, cellular component: plasma membrane.